Molecule: messenger RNA, 4918 nt
Organism: Hemiscyllium ocellatum (epaulette shark)
Lineage: Eukaryota; Metazoa; Chordata; Chondrichthyes; Orectolobiformes; Hemiscylliidae
Product: integrin alpha-7-like
Exons: 26
Coding region: 119-3535 (1138 amino acids)
Biological process (GO): cell adhesion mediated by integrin; leukocyte migration; cell-matrix adhesion
Cellular component (GO): external side of plasma membrane; integrin complex
Molecular function (GO): integrin binding
Source: RefSeq, a predicted model, not a curated record
GCAGUGUUCAAUAAAGUGGUAGCGGUGCAUUUCGCCUCCUGUAAACACGAGGUCGCACCGAGAUUCAAGUCAGUUCCUCUCUGUCAGGCUGGGAAAGCGCUUCUGCGGCACCAGAGGUAUGCCCUCAGAAAUGUCACCUCUGCUGUGCGUGUGCUGUCUGCUUCUGGCAACCCGAGGCUCGGCUUUUAAUCUGGAGACAACCAACACGAUCGCCAAGGAAGGAGAAACAGGCAGUUUGUUUGGAUUUUCCGUGGCGUUACACAAGCAGACGAACCCGAACGUUCAGAGCUGGAUUCUGGUGGGAGCACCGCAGGCCCGGGCCCAGUCACAGCAACUCGCCAAUCGCACUGGAGGACUCUUUGCCUGCCCAAUAAUAACCGAAGAUGAUGAGUGUGAUCAAGUCGAAAUUGAUAAUGAUGUUGAUCUGAAGAGGGAGAGUAAAGAGAACCAAUGGUUGGGUGUGACGGUCAAAAGCCAAGGAAUUGGAGGGAAGGUUGUGACCUGUGCCCAUCGCUAUGAGCUGAGGCAGCGUGUGAAUCAGUCGGCGGAAACCCGCGACAUGAUUGGGCGCUGCUAUGUGCUGAGCCAGGACUUGCAGAUCCGAGACGAGCUGGAUGGCGGUGACUGGAAGUUCUGUGAAGGCCGCACGCAGGGUCACCAGCGCUUCGGGUACUGCCAGCAGGGCAUCGCGGCAGGUUUCACACCGGACGAGAAUUACAUUUUAUUUGGUGCCCCGGGCACAUACAACUGGAAAGGUAAUGUUCGGACAGAACAGUUGAGUCAUUCUUUGGUUCACUUGGGCAUCUAUGACGACGGUCCGUAUGAAGCGGGUGAUGAAAGAAAGCAGGACGCUAAUCUGAUUCCUGUACCUGCCAAUAGUUACUUAGGUUUAAUAUUUCUGACAACUACCAGUAGUUCAGACCCUGAUCAGUUGGUUUACAAGACACCGGACCCAGCUGAGAAACCAGCCCGGAGUUCUCACGACGUAGCCCAACAUAGUUACUUAGGAUUCUCAGUAGAUUCAGCUAAAGGUCUCACUCAGCAAGACGAGCUGAGUGUGGUCUCGGGGGCACCCAGAGCCAACCACACUGGCGCUGUGGUGAUCCUGAAGAAAGAGGGCGUCAACAGACUGGCACCGGAACACAUUCUGUGGGGCGAGGAGCUGGGGUCCUCAUACGGCUAUGCGGUUGCCACGGUUGACCUCAACAACGAUGGGUGGGUGGAUCUCGUGGUCGGCGCUCCCUACUUCUUUGACCGAAAGGAGGAGAUUGGUGGUGCCGUCUACGUCUACAUUAACCAGGCCGGCAAGUGGGGUGGCGUGAGGAGUCUCCGGCUGAACGGGACCAAGGAUUCGUUGUUUGGGCUGGCCGUGGCUAACAUUGGCGACAUCAAUCAAGAUGGAUUUGAAGACAUUGCUGUUGGAGCACCCUACGAUGGAAAUGGGAAGGUCUACAUCUACCACGGCAACAUCUUCGGGCUCAAUGUCAUCCCAGCUCAGAUCAUCGAAGGUGAAACCGUUGGGGUGACAAAAUUUGGCUACUCCAUCGCCGGGGGACUCGACGUUGAUGAUAACUUUUACCCCGAUAUGGUGGUCGGCUCCCUCUCCGACUCUGCGGUUCUGUUCAGAGCUUGUCCUGUCAUUAAUGUGACGAAACAGGUUUACAUCAAGCCCCAGCCAAUUGAUCUGGAAUUAAACAACUGCAAACAUGAACCGGGGAUCUGUAUUGAUGUCAGGGCCUGCUUCCUUUAUAGAUCGAAGCCUGGAUCCUACAACCCCAGGAUUGUUCUUGGCUUCGUACUUGACGCCGAUUCAGUUGAGGUGGAUGGCCAACGCAAAAGGCCUCCCCGCGUCUCCUUCCAGAAACGGAAACCAACUGACCCCGAGAACCAAUACAGCGGGGAGGUGGUCCUGAGGAGGCAAACAGAAUCCAGCUGUAUCAACGUGACCAUGAAACUACAGGAGAACCUGCGGGAUAAACUGCGGCCCAUCCCGGUGACGUUGACCUACCUGAUCAAGGAGGUGAAGCGCAAAAGGAAGCAGGUGGAGAGGCAGCUGACUCACCUGAUGCCUGUCUUAAACGCUCAGGACUCCAACGUACACCGAGAAGAGGUGAAUUUUCUUCGGGAGGGUUGUGGCCCGGAUAAGAUUUGUCAGAGUAACUUACAGAUGAAGUAUAACUUUUGCUCCCGACUUGAUGAAGACAUAUUCCAGCCCUUGCCAAAAGAUGAGCAAGGGCAGCAGGUAUUUUACCUCAGUGACCAGAAGGACAUUGCCUUGGAGAUCACCGUCACUAACCAGCCAUCGGACAUGGCGAACCCAAUGAAAGAUGGUGACGAUGCCCACGAGGCAGUCCUGAUCGCAAACUUCCCAGACAGUCUUUUCUAUUCUGCCUUCCGAACAUCUCCAAAACAGGACAGCAGUCUGUUCUGUGCUGCCAAUGCCAAUGGAUCCCAGGCUGAGUGUGAACUUGGAAACCCCAUGAAGAGGAACGCUCAGGUCACCUUUUACUUGAUCUUAAGCACCUCUCGAAUCGCCAUUGAAACGACAACUUUACCAAUUGUACUUCAGCUAUCAACCAUCAGUGAACAGACCGGUUUGGACCCAGUCACAGCUACUGCUCACGUCAUACUGGUACUGCCAGUCUCUCUCGUUCCAAAUGUCGAACCUCAGAAUGUGUUUUUUGGAGGUGACGUCAUGGGAGAAAGUGCCAUGAGGAAAGAGGAGGAUUUGGGGAGUCGUGUUGAUUAUAAAUUAACGGUGCUCAACACGGGUAAGGUGCUGAGAACUUUGAGCUCUGCUUUCCUGAACAUCCAGUGGCCUUAUGAGAUCGGCAACGGCAAAUGGCUCUUAUACCCGAUGAAGAUCGAAUUUGAAGGGGAUGAGAAUACUGAGUGCUCUCCUGCCUUUGCGAUCAAUCCGCUCAAACUGCCUCGCGAUGGGGAUAACCCUGUGUUGUGGAGCCCUGAGAGGUUACAGAAUGGAGGUCAACGCCAAUCAUUACUUCACCAUGCAGAAAGCAAGAAGACUCUGACCCUGGACUGUGAACUGGGCACUGCCAGAUGUGUUGCCUUCCAGUGCCCUCUCCGAAUUCUCAACACAACAACCCGAAUGAGUAUAUUUGCCCGGCUGUGGAACAGCACCUUCCUGGAGGAAUAUGCUUCAUACAGUUCCAUCGAGCUGACCAUCCGUGCGAACAUCAGCGUGAAGUCAAGCAUCCGAAACCUGAAGGUGAAGGAAGCUGCUGCUGAGUUUACCAUACAAAUAUACCCAGAGAAGACCAGUGUGGGAUAUGUCGGAGCGCCCUGGUUGAUUAUACUCAUUGCCGUCCUGGCAGGAAUCCUCGUGUUAGCUCUCCUUGUGCUCCUCCUUUGGAAGUGUGGAUUUUUUAAGCGUUCCCGUUACAAUGACACCGUCCCACAAUACCACGCCGUGCGGAUUGGCAAGGAACAGCGGCAGCUCCACAUGGAUGAGAAAAAGACGCGGUAUCAGAAGGAAUGGAUGACUCACUGGAUUGACAGUGACGGCUACUCAUGAACCUUAUUUAUUUUUGUAUACUUUAAUAAUGCGGCCUAAAAAGAAAACCCCACCCCAAACAUAAACCACGUAUGUUUCUGAUUAUAGCAACAACCAGCUGCACUGAAAAUGAACAAGGUGAUGUUUUGAGACAGUUGGGAGCGACAAAAUUUGCAUCCGAACCCAAAACUGCCACUGGAGAACGUUCUGCUGAGAUGUUUGUGUGCCCUUCCGACUGAACCACUAACAGACUUGGUGUCAUUUGUACGAGUCAGUCCCACAAAUAAUGAACCCCUCUCCCCACCCGCCAAACCACGCUUCCACUCUCCUGCCUGAUAUCUGUUGAAGGGAUCGGAAGAUCAUUUGGGUUCCCAAGUCCGGUGUAAUAUUUCUGAGGGGAAAGCAGGAAUUUCAACCCAUUAUCAAGCUGACAAUAGAGUUUUCUCACUCUCAGCCAGCAGAUGUUUCACUCAAAAGGGGGUUCCCUGACAGAUGUCCUGAAUUGAUGGCUUCAUGUAGAGCAAGUUGAGACCUGUUGACUCAUGAAACCAACUCAGUUCAGUGUGUGUCUGACCGUUCUGGUGCUGACUCCCUGAGGCACGUUGAUGCUCGGGCAGCAGCCUGGAGCCUGAAGGGUUAACUCACAGAUUAGGGCAUUCAGAGACCAGGGCGACAUGUUGAAAGUCAAGUGGCCGCCUGAGAGAAAUAGUGAACAUUUGGAAGGUGAGAACCUGCGUUUGACAGGGCGCUGGCUACCUCCUCACCCUGUGAAUGGCUCGGUGGCGUUUCAGGCCUGGGGGGGGUGGUGGGGAUAUCGCAGUUGGUUACUGCAGCAGCUAGGGGGAGCACAGCAAGAGUCCACAAACAGCGAGGACACAGACUGACACAAAAAUGGGCGUUGGGCCCAACUCCAAUCGGUCAAUGCCAUUUCACUCACCCCAGUCCCAUUCAUCUCACCCAAUCAGCAUCACUCUUUUCUCAUCAGCCAGCUAUAGAGUUCCAGUGCUCAGUAUCCAUCAGCACCCUUUACAACCCCCUCUAACUCUAUGUGAAUUUAGUCCUCUCCCUCUCAAUCUCCUUUUACUGUUGUCACAGUGCCCCGAGGAGCUGAGGUUUUUUAUAAUGAGAAACAUGGUUGGUAGUUUCUUACAAAAAGCAUCCAGAGGUGUGGAGUAGCAUUUCUAGAUAGAGGGGAAAACAAAGCUGGUGGGAUUUGAACCCAGGACACCUAGUCUUCGAACUAAGGACGCUACCACCACACCAUUCCCAAUUCAUGUGUGCUUCUGAUCCAGUUCAUUAUAGGGUGAGUUGAUUGAACUAACUGCCCCUGCAACUGCAGGAACGGGCUGAAAAUGUGUUGCUGGAAAAGCGCAGCAGGUCAGGCAGCAUCCAAGGAACAGGAAA